GGGAAAGCUGGGAUUUGGGGGCAGGUGGGGGCUGCCCUUAGAGACCCCAGGAGCAGAGCGGGGUCGGGGGAUGCUGGUCCCAGAUGUGAUCCGCAGCUGGCGGAGGGGAGGGAGCGCCCGGCGUGUGCGUGUGCGUGUGAGUGCCGUGCGUGGCGGGGGAGGGAUGCGAUGAGGAGCGGGCUCUCGGCUCCGCUCGGGGCUCAGUCUGCGCUGCUGCCGGGCGCUGCUCAGCGCCAGUCCCAGCGCCGCGCAUCCCGACGGCGGCUACAGAGAGCGCAGCGGGGGAAAAAUCAAAUCUAUGCUUGGAACUGGGCUUCUUCCUCGCCAAUGCAAAAGGGAAUAUGCAGCACAUUUUUGCCUUCUUCUGCACCGGUUUCCUAGGGGCGGUGUUAGGGGCCAAUUUCCCCAACAAUAUCCAGAUAGGGGGGUUAUUUCCUAAUCAGCAGUCCCAGGAACAUGCAGCUUUUAGGUUUGCCUUGUCUCAGCUCACAGAACCCCCUAAGCUCCUUCCCCAGAUCGACAUUGUGAACAUCAGUGACAGCUUUGAGAUGACAUACACCUUCUGCUCCCAGUUCUCCAAGGGCGUCUAUGCCAUCUUUGGCUUUUACGAGAGGAGGACGGUCAACAUGCUGACGUCGUUCUGCGGGGCCCUGCACGUGUGCUUCAUCACACCCAGCUUCCCCGUGGACACCUCCAACCAGUUCGUGCUGCAGCUGCGCCCCGAGCUGCAGGACGCGCUCAUCAGCGUCAUCGAGCACUACAGCUGGCACAAGUUCGUCUACAUCUACGACGCUGACCGGGGGCUGUCAGUCCUGCAGAAAGUGCUGGACACUGCAGCUGAGAAGAACUGGCAGGUGACAGCUGUCAACAUCCUGACAACCACAGAAGAGGGCUACCGAGUGCUCUUCCAGGAGCUGGAGAAGAAGAAGGAACGGCUGGUGGUGGUGGACUGUGAAUCUGAGAGGCUGAACAUCAUCCUCAACAAGAUCAUCAAGCUUGAAAAGAAUGGGAAUGGGUACCACUACAUUCUGGCAAAUAUGGGAUUCAUGGACAUUGACCUGACCAAAUUCAGGGAGAGUGGAGCCAAUGUCACUGGCUUCCAGCUGGUGAAUUACACAGACACUGUCCCUGCCAGGAUCAUGCAACAGUGGAGGAAUAAUGAUGCCAGAGAGCAUCCACGUGUGGACUGGAAGAGGCCAAAGUACACGUCGGCGCUCACCUACGACGGGGUGCGGGUGAUGGCCGAGGCCUUCCAGAACCUGCGGCGGCAGCGCAUCGACAUCUCGCGCCGCGGCAACGCCGGGGACUGCCUGGCCAACCCCGCCGUGCCCUGGGGCCAGGGCAUCGACAUCCAGAGGGCCCUGCAGCAGGUCCGUUUUGAAGGAUUGUCUGGCAACGUUCAGUUUAACGAGAAAGGACGCAGGACCAACUACACCCUCCACGUGAUUGAGAUGAAACACGAUGGGAUCAGAAAGAUUGGUUAUUGGAAUGAAGAUGAGAAGCUGGUCCCAAUAGCUGUAGAUACUCAGAGUGGCAAUGAGUCUACAAGCCUGCAGAACAGGACCUACAUAGUCACAACUAUCCUAGAGGACCCGUACGUGAUGCUCAAGAAGAACGCCAACCAGUUUGAGGGCAACGAGAGGUACGAGGGCUACUGCGUGGAGCUGGCGGCCGAGAUCGCCAAGCACGUGGGCUACCACUACCGGCUGGAGAUCGUGCGCGACGGCAAGUACGGCGCGCGGGACCCCGACACCAAGACGUGGAACGGCAUGGUGGGAGAGCUGGUCUACGGGAGGGCGGAUGUGGCUGUGGCACCAUUAACCAUCACCCUGGUUCGAGAAGAAGUUAUAGACUUUUCCAAACCGUUCAUGAGUUUAGGUAUAUCAAUAAUGAUAAAAAAACCUCAAAAGUCCAAACCAGGAGUUUUUUCCUUUCUGGAUCCUUUGGCCUACGAGAUAUGGAUGUGCAUAGUUUUUGCCUACAUUGGAGUGAGCGUUGUGCUCUUCCUGGUGAGUCGCUUCAGCCCCUAUGAGUGGCACACUGAGGAAUUCGAGGAAGGAGGGGCCAACCAGCCAGCCAACGACCAGACAAAUGAGUUUGGGAUAUUCAACAGCCUGUGGUUCUCCCUAGGAGCUUUCAUGCAGCAAGGAUGUGAUAUUUCUCCAAGGUCUCUCUCCGGCCGCAUAGUCGGCGGCGUCUGGUGGUUCUUCACCUUGAUCAUCAUAUCCUCCUACACAGCUAACCUGGCUGCCUUCCUCACCGUGGAGAGGAUGGUGUCUCCCAUCGAGAGCGCAGAGGACCUGGCCAAGCAGACAGAAAUCGCCUAUGGCACCCUGGAAGCUGGCUCCACUAAGGAAUUUUUUAGGCGCUCCAAAAUAGCAGUGUUUGAGAAGAUGUGGACGUACAUGAAGUCAGCCGAGCCCUCCGUUUUUGUGAGGACGACGGAAGAGGGGAUGAUCCGGGUGAGGAAGUCCAAGGGCAAGUACGCGUACCUGCUGGAGUCCACCAUGAACGAGUACAUCGAGCAGAGGAAGCCCUGCGACACCAUGAAGGUGGGAGGUAACUUGGACUCCAAAGGCUAUGGUAUUGCAACGCCCAAGGGCUCUGCGCUCAGAGGUCCCGUAAACCUAGCGGUUUUGAAACUCAGUGAGCAAGGCGUCUUAGACAAGCUGAAAAGCAAAUGGUGGUACGAUAAAGGGGAAUGUGGAAGCAAGGACUCCGGAAGUAAGGACAAGACGAGCGCGCUGAGCCUCAGCAAUGUGGCGGGGGUUUUCUAUAUCCUCAUCGGUGGGCUCGGACUCGCCAUGCUGGUUGCCUUAAUCGAGUUUUGUUACAAGUCCAGAAGUGAAUCGAAGCGGAUGAAGGGUUUUUGUUUAAUCCCACAGCAAUCAAUCAACGAAGCCAUACGGACAUCAACCCUUCCCAGGCCGGCUGCAGCAGGAGGCAGUGGAGAAAACGGACGUGUGGUCAGCCACGAUUUCCCCAAGUCCAUGCAGACGAUCCCAUGCAUGAGCCACAGCACUGGCAUGUCCCUGGGAGCCACGGGAUUAUAAUUGGCCUUUUGACCCAUUGCCUGGGUGAGAGCAGGGGCAGCCCAACUCCACCCCUCCAGAGCCAAAAAACAUACCCAACACCAACAAGACAAACGAUGAUGACAGAAGGGACAAUUGGAUGGAUCUUCUCAAGGAAAUCAAAUCAAUUUCCCUUUUUAUUUGCAAACAGAUCCGCUGGCAGGAGAACAGAAACAGGUCUGUACUGCAAUAAGGAGAGUGUAAUGGGAUUUUACAGACUCGUGAACCAUCCCUGAUCAAAGAACCACUGGAACACUAAUGAGGACUAUGCCAUUUUGUUUUAACUUGGUUGUUAAUAAGUCUUAGUGUGUGCAAUAUAUAUAUUUUUUCUUACUAAUUCCUGUGGUGUCAGGGUAACAUCAGCCCUUUGCCCCUUCCCUGCUCAGUCCUUCAAUCUGGUUUAGUUUGGGAUGCAGACCACAAUGUCUGAGAUACUAACAGCAAGAAAAGAAAAACCAAUACGUGGCAAGUUGAACUCGGUGCAGGGUGUCAGCAUUGACCUCUUUUGUCCGUGGUGAUUCUGCCUUGGCUGUUCUGUGGUGAACUCAGGCUGUGCAGCUCUCACAGCGAGGCAGACAGAGCUGCCCCCAGCUCUCCCUGCAGAAGGAAGGACUCGAUGCAGGAAGAAACCUGAACAAAAACAUGAGGCUGUUUUACAAGGGGUGAAGUCAUGGGUGAGUUUGGAAACCCCAGGUAGCGUGAGGACAAAGCAGUAAUUCUUCCAGAGGUGAUGAGUGGUGGUUGAAGAGGAAAAUUACGUGCCUGGAGUGGGAGCAGAGGGUCGGUGUGAGAUCACGGUCGGCUGCUGAAGAGGGAAAGUAAAUGUAUUCCCCUCACGUGUGACUCUCCUGCCCAGGUUAUUGGGGGCUAAAAUAAGCAAUUGUGAACCAUUUCUUCAUUGCUUAGCUUCUGUGUGUGCUCCCUUUCUGGUGGUCACAUAAGGGAACCACCUCGGGCUGGGAUCAGGCCACCUGCAGACGCCCAGCUCUAGUCAGCUGCCAAUUAACCAGUUAACGUGCUACAGCGUGGGGCUGCAACGGGGACACCCCUGCCCUCUGCUCUGAAAUCCCUCUAUGGCCAUUCUUUUCUAACUCAGAGGGACAUUUUGUAGGUAGCUGGCCAGAAGAAACUGCUGAAGCAAACCAAGGAGGAGAUCCUACAAGAGCUUAAUUCAGUGACCAUGACGUUCAGCAGCAUCAGUGCUGGUCACACUCCAUCUCCCCAUCAAGCUGUGGCCUGUCUGGGUACAAAGCCAACCGUAGCAGAUUCCCACUCCUAUCCUUAGAGAGGGAAAGCAUCCACAAGCCAGGAAAGCAGGCUGCUGACCCCAAACUCGGUGUUGCAGAAUCCCCACAGUGCCAGACAGCAGCUGGGGGUCCAGCCACACGCCCGGAGAUGGAGGGAGCGAGAAUGGUUUUCCAGAACGGCACAAAAGGUUCAUUCUGUGAAUCUCUGGCAUGGACAGACAAAUGCUUCCCACCCUGGUGGGCUGAGACACCCCAGGGGUGUGACAUUCUCAAGUGAAGGAUUCCCAGGGGCACAUCUGGGGAGGGAGAAGGUCUGUGGGGCAGAGGCCACACUGAGCCCACUGGGCCUGGUCCCAUCUCACUGAUGGCAAAUAAAGUUAAAAGGUUCUCACAGAGUCCAGCAAAUACCUGUCCAGGGACUGAGCUGCUACUGGAGCAUUCUGAGCUGCUUUUCCUCAUUUUCUUUAGUCUUUUCUCUUUUUUGCAACAUAGCAAGAGAGGAGCCGUGAAAGAAGGGAGGCAAGUGAAGAGAAAAUGAUGCAGGCAAAUGACUGGCACAGGUCAAUGAGGAGAUUUGGAAUUAAGGCUGGAAAAUGUGUGAAUACCAGUUUCCAUUAGUGUAUGACUGUGCAGAGCAAUGCAUUUACCACCUGGAACACCAGCCUGGUCUGAAUCAUCUGCUCCACUUAUCCACCAUCCUCCAACAAUUUGGAGACCAGCGAGUCAGAGUCAAGGUCCUAAGCCUGGGCACAGCAUGUCUUGUGCCAAUGUUUUCUUCUCUCCAAAACUGGGAACAUUGUGAUCUUCAUCUCUCAUUGCUGAACAUGAACUCUGUUAUCAGCCGCUCCAAACACCACUUCAGGGUGCUUUCUGUUGUUUAUCAUUAUUUUUAACCCUCUUUUCUUAAUUUUAACUUCCGUCCUGUGUAACGCUAGCACAAGUGGAGGCAUCCUUAUCAGCACAAGCUCCUUUUUCCAUGUCCAGAGCCCUCAGAUGAGUCUCCUGACCCAGCUCUUGUCGUGUUCCAGGCCAGUGUGGUGGGAACAGGCUUCUGGUACCCAGCAGUGCCCCCUCCUCCCCAGACAGGACCCCAUGGCAGCAGGUCACAGCAGUCUCGUGAGCAGCAGCACUGCUAGAACUGGCCACCUGUGACAUGAAGAUGUGAGAUGCAGCUGUCAAAGGCUUUUGAUCAGUGGAGGGGUUACAAAAAAAAAAAAAAAAGGUGAAUAGGACAAAAGCGUGGAAAAUGUAAACUUGUAAUAUGUAUUUUUACUACACUUUUCUUAAAAAUAGAGUAAUGGUAAAACUCUUAAAGACAUUGACAUUUUUUCUCAACAGGAUUCCAUAUUUAACAGUUUUGGCUUUCAUUAAAUUUUGCUCUUUGGUACCUGGAUCUUUUAUUUAACAGCUAUAUUUGUUUUAAGUCUCUUUUGGUUUUUCUUUCUUUCUUUUAAUUUUUUUUUCUUUUGACAGUACUGCAAAGGAUUUUGCUUUAUCAAAUGCAAUGGUGUUUUUCUUUUCACAUUCUCUUUUUUUCAAGCAAUAUUUUUAUUGGUAAUUAUUAUUUACACAAAAAAAAAAAAAAAAAAAAAAAAAAAAAAAAAAAAAAUGAAAUUAUCAGCUGGAAUUUUAGAACCAAGGAUCUAUGAUCCAUUUCUCAUACCUGUCCAUGCCGUUUUGUGCCAGUGCUGGAUGUGUGGAAAUGAAAAUUAUGUUACCCCUCAGGCAAUAUUACCCAACCUGAAUCAAAAGAGAUUUCUUUG
Oenanthe melanoleuca is the source of this 6081-nucleotide messenger RNA. RefSeq names its product glutamate ionotropic receptor AMPA type subunit 1 (gene GRIA1). Gene Ontology annotation, cellular component: AMPA glutamate receptor complex; postsynaptic membrane; dendritic spine. NCBI's taxonomy places the organism in Eukaryota, Metazoa, Chordata, Aves, Passeriformes, Muscicapidae. The record is from RefSeq and is a predicted model, not a curated record. Gene Ontology annotation, biological process: synaptic transmission, glutamatergic; modulation of chemical synaptic transmission; monoatomic ion transport. Gene Ontology annotation, molecular function: AMPA glutamate receptor activity; transmitter-gated monoatomic ion channel activity involved in regulation of postsynaptic membrane potential. Bases 342 to 3053 code for a protein of 903 amino acids. The transcript is spliced from 16 exons.